CACACACACACAUAUAUAUACUAAGUAGACCGUUCUCUCUUUCUGUCUUUCUCUCCUCGUCAUCUAGGACUCUGAAACCCGUUCCAGUCAGCUACGGGCUUUCCGUUGUUCCCGCGUUGGUUCAUGCCUUGAUCGCAGUCGUCGACGAAGAAGACGUGGAUUUAAAUCUUCUCUUCUUGAUGCGUUUCUGAUCUUUUCCUCGAAGAAUCAGUGAGUGCGCGUGAACGAGCGAGUGUUUAUGUGUAUAAGUCUGUGCAGAAGAAUGCGGUAGGAUGCGUAUCCAGGAAAGAUGUUUCCUGUUGGUUCUGUGCCUCCUAGGCGGGGUCGUCUUAUCUUUGACAACCGCCAAUGUUGAAACGCGGAUCACCACGCCAUCCGGUAUCAAUAACAAAGAUACUUUGGGAGUACAGCCUUAUACAGAAUGGCAGAAUGACACAACAGAGUUGAGAGUAUAUCCAACAAAAGAAGCCAACAUUAAGACUACAACCGAAGCAAAGAAAAAGUCUGUAAUGGACUUGAAGAUCAAAGGCGAUCAGAAAUACCAAAAAUCCAUUGUCAAAGAUGAUGAUUCAAAAAGGAUUGUAGAUUCUGAUGCUUUGAUGACGUCAUCGAUUUCAUCUAUGACAGCUUCAACAAAAGUAGAUCAGUCUUCAACAACAGUGAAAUCUGUAAUGAAUGCUACAAAUGUAGUAAUUCCAUUUCUUCUUCAUGGUGUACCGAAAACUAUAGCUGGUGUAACGAAAACAACGCCAAUGAAUAGGUUUGUUCACCAGGAUAUAACAAACAACACAAUGGAGGCAACAGCAUCGUUGAAAGGCAGAGCUUUAAACGUUACCGCUUCGGAGCCAACGAAUUCAUUGCACGCUAAUAUCACAGAUCUUAGUGAUAUCAGCAUGGAUGAAGAUGACAAAGAAGUUGAAGGCGGAGAAUAUAUCGCGCCACGUAAUGGAACUGCCAUAAAUAUUACCUCGACAUUAUUUCCGAAAACAUCAUGCAUCUAUAGAAAUCGCACUUAUUCGGUGGGUGAAAAAAUUGUCGAAGACUGCGAGAGGAAAUGCAUAUGUACUGAAAGUGGAAUUACAGAUUGUCAACCAUUAUGUGUUUCUCCUUAUGUUAGAACAAGCAAAGAAUUUAAGGAUCCUUUGUGUCAUGAAGAACUAAUUACAGAAGAACCAUGUUGCGCCCGUAUUGUCUGUCCGGAUUCAGCUAUUGAACCAGAUGAGACAUGUGUGCUCGACAACAAGACAGUGACUAGAGGACAAAAUAUUGAAGACGGCUGUUCCAGGAUGUGUAUCUGCGAAGCUGGUGGUCAUUUGAAAUGUCAUCCCAGGUGUCCACCGAAUGAAACCAUCUCUAUAGCCAAUCAACAUGAUCGCUGCGUUGCAUUACCCGAUCCCAGAGAUCCCUGCUGUACAAUUACACUUUGCGAUGUUACUUUGGGCGAUUAUGAAGUUAAACCGGAGAAUUCUACCGAUUUGAGUGUGCAUUUGAUGGACGUAAAGGUACUAAACUCAACAGCAAUCAAAUUAAAAUUAUCCGCAAAGAAUCCUCAAGACGUCAUUAUAGAGAUCUCGCAGAACAAUCAUAUAUGGAGACAGCAGAAAUCCGAUAAAGAUGGUAUAAUUGCAAAUUUGGAACCUGCGCAUACAUACUACUUUCGCGUAGCAGAAGGAAGUCGCACAGGACCAGCCAUACAAGUGUUCUUACCAGCUGAAGUAAUAAAGACAAAUAUUUCGGAGAAAACAUCUGAUAAGAAUACCUGCAAUUAUAGAGGAAAAUCAUAUAAGAUUAGUGCAGAAUGGUAUGAUGAAUGUAUCUUCUUCUGCACUUGCACAGAAGAUGGCAAAACUGAAUGUGCCACGAUAGAGUGUCCCACAGAUUUUGGAUUGGAUUUGUUGGAUCCGCAUUGCCUGGAUUGGGAGACAGUCCCAGCAAAUUUUGUCCCAAAAGCACCACAAUGUUGCCCUCAGGAGGUACGCUGUAGAAACAAUGGAUCUUGUUAUUAUGAAGGAGUCAUGUAUGACAAUUGGAGCGAAUUACCUUCAAAUGUCACUGGCUGCGAGAGACGUUGUUAUUGCGAGAUGGGCAAUAUAUCCUGUCAGGCUGCUUGCAAAGUUGUACCAGCGUUGCCGCCUACGAAUUUACCAUGUCCUUCUAAUCAAGCAACAUUGACACAAGUACCUACCAAUCCAUGUUGCAUGCAAUGGACCUGCAGUUAUUCUUCAUUAUCAGGAAUGAACGUGACAUCCGCGUAUCCCGGCCCUUUAGCCACACAUACGUUCGAUCAGCAAACGAUUGACAAUAUCAAAAGACCGAAUAACAAGUCGGAAAUGCUCAAGCCCAACCAGGAAUCGGAGCACAGUACUUCUUCCUUCUCGGAAAACCCGAAAAUCGAUAAAAUACAAACGGACACUAUUACUCACGGAUUUCCUCAUUAUCCUAUGGAUCCAGGACAUCCCACAGUACCUUAUAAUGGACCUUACAGUCCUGAUUUCCUAUCGACUCAUCUUAAUAUAGAAGAUACCUUCCAUCUACCCGUUCACUCUGACAAGCAGACAUCGAAUUCAAAGGAAAAGUCAAAAUCAAAGUCUGACUCAAAAAAACCCGUAGAACUGGUAAAACUUCAUAAAGAAAUGAACGAUCAAUAUUUCCCUGGUCCGUUAGCACCUGAUAAACUUAACAGUAAGGCCGUUUCGACAUCCCCAUAUCCCAUUAAUGAAAAUCAACAUGUACAAGGUUCAUUAAGUUUAAACAAAGUAAUUCCUACACAAAAAGGUCGUCCAACUGAUCAAAUUCAGUUCGUCCCAUUACAUUCUCAUCCUGAUGCUUUGAUCAAUAAUCAGUAUAAUAACUCAAUGGUUAGACUUCCUCAUCAGGAUUUAAUUCUUCCCAAACCCGAAUCAAUAGACCCGAAUGUAGUCUGUGAUUUCAAAAAAAAGAUUACAUCUAAUCCUUUUGAUGCAGAAAAAUCAAAAUCAUCUCUGACAUUGCCUGAACGACAGAAACACGGUCAGAAAAAUCCCAAUCAUGAAAUUCUGCCGGAACAAUUGUAUCACCUGAUAAAUUCACAACAUCCUGGCCUAAUCCAAGCCGACCAUACCUCUUCUCAAAGUUAUCCAAGUCUAUAUGAUCUUCAUCAACAGAUUUCCGGUCAAUCAUCUAAUAAUGGGAUGCAAUCCACUUAUUUCGGAUUACCAUCUGCUGCACCAAAGAAGACGACAAAACCCCAUAUUUUUACACAAAAGAAUGAAAAUGGGCAGAUUGCUUAUCAUAUUCAUACGCCCGAUAUUCCAAAUACACCACAGCAAAUCGAGGAAUUAUUAGCACAUAUUAAUGAACAUGAUCCCAAUCUUGGACCUUUCCAACAUUAUCCUGAACAGCCAGUUAUACCUCAUAAUAUAUUGAACGGCCCGCUGCCAAUUCUGCCAUCUCAUAUAGACGCUCACAUACCACAUUCAGGACUUACGCACUUGAACCAUCCGCUCGCAGCACAAACGCCCAAUCAGUCAGGUUUGGAUAAUAUUGUACCUCCAGGCUUUUCACUAUCUGGAGGUAUAGGUGGGUUCCCAGCCACAUCUUCUUCAAAUGAAGUUACAAUGCAAAUAUUGGAAGCACUAGAUGAACAUACAAUUCGAUUAGUGUUUACUGUACCUCAAGUCCUAGUGGGAUUACAUGGAAGAGUGGAGUUACGUUACACCAGCGAUAAAACAAAUUUCGACUUAUCCACGUGGAAAGUACAGGUGUUUGCUCCCCCUAACGACUUAAUUGCAACGCCCCAGCUUGAAUUUGAAUUAGGCGAUCUGAAGCCGAUGACCGAAUACAAAGUGAAGAUUACAGUUAAAUUGAAGGAUUUGACUAAUAGUCCAACUAGCAAAAUUUACAAUGUGCGUACAUUAGAAAAACGUGCGGAAAUGACGACUUUACCUCCGCAAAUACCAAUUGAUGCUGAACUUAGAAUAGCAGAGACGAAUUCAACCUGGAUUAAUGUUAUGUGGAAGAAAUUCAACGAAAAUGAAUUGCAAUUCAUAGAUGGCGUUCAAUUAAGAUAUAAAGAGUAUGAUAGUAAAGUUUAUGCAGCAACACCAUUAAUCCAUCGUGCUGUAACGAACUAUGUAAUCGAAAAUCUGAAACCAUCAACUACAUAUGAAGUUGGUAUUUACUUCAUACCAUUCCCAGGACAAUUAACGGAGUUAAUAAGCGAAAAAACAAUUCAGAUAGCUACAUUUGUAGAGCCAGAUCCUUACUCUUUUGAUGUAAAAGUUGAAAUAAGGACUAUAAAGUCAACGGACGUAGAGGUAUCCUGGAGUGGCGUGCCUUAUCCGGAGGACAAAUACGUAAACAUUUAUCAUGCGAUUUACCAAAGCGACACUGGUACAGAAGAUACUAGUACCUUCAAGAUCGCCAAGAGAGACUCUCAUGCCAGAACCAUAAUCAAUGAUCUAAAACCUGGCACUAGAUACCGAUUGUGGCUUGAAAUAUACUUGACAAAUGGCAGAAUAAAAAAAAGUAAUGUACAGGAUUUUGUUACUAAACCAGGUGUCCUUUUAUCGGCUACAGUAUCUCAACAAGCUGGAAAAUUUGCAUCACUUCCCCUUCACGAAGGAAAUUAUUAUGGUCCAUUAGUAAUAGUAGCCAUCGUAGCCUCCUUGGCGAUAUUAUCAACUUUGAUUUUAUUAAUGAUGCUGAUGAAAAAACGGACAAGCAGUAAGGCUGAUAUAUCACCUCGUAAAACGACAUCAGCAUACGACAAUCCUUCCUACAAGACCUGUGAGGAUACAAUUACAACAUCCAAUGGAAGGAACAAAAUUACAGCAGACCAUGAAAUGGCUACCAUCAAUUCGAAUGUUAAAGAAACUGCCUGAAAUUCUAUAUAUAUAAUUUAUUAUGUCUAUAUUUAUUUAUACUAAAGUCUCUAUUAAAUAUAUCUAUUAAAUCCAUUUAUACGUAAUGACUAUCUCAAAACUUAAGUAGAAUAGAUUUUCAGUCUAUUGAAAACAGAUUUGGUUGAUUGAGAACUUAUUCACUUAAAUUUUGAAAUAAUCUAAUAUUGAACUUUCCUUGUGCAAAGUGUCUAUUUUAAAUUUUAUUAGCAAAAGAAUUACAGAUUUGAUACAAAAUUUAGAUAUAUAUAAUACUGUAAACAGAAUGCUAGAGAAAUACAACCAAAAUUUAUUAAUGGAAUAUGAGGGCAGAUUGGCGGCAAACUUCGAGCUGUAUCAGUUAAAUACAGAUUUUGCAUAAUUCCUGCCGACAAUCUGUUAUUAGAUCUUCACAAAAAAAACACAAAUUUAAUGUAGACUCAGUUAAUGCCAAUUUGCUAGCAAUUGAUUGAAUUUAUUGCCUAUUCUGGCAUACUGUGGACAGUUUGCUUAUUAGAUUAGUAUUAGAUAAAUUUUAUUUACUUUUGUACAGUUUAUAUACAUAAAAACAUUUGCACUGUUAAACAU
This is a messenger RNA of Pogonomyrmex barbatus (red harvester ant), 5447 nucleotides long. It is a transcript of the gene sas, whose product is annotated as stranded at second. Lineage: Eukaryota; Metazoa; Arthropoda; Insecta; Hymenoptera; Formicidae. Gene Ontology annotation, biological process: cell adhesion; positive regulation of cell differentiation. The record is from RefSeq and is a predicted model, not a curated record. Gene Ontology annotation, molecular function: integrin binding.